Messenger RNA from Symbiodinium pilosum, 372 nucleotides. The record is from the annotation of a GenBank genome assembly. Lineage: Eukaryota; Dinophyceae; Suessiales; Symbiodiniaceae.
GUUUGGGAUGGAUGCCAAUGCGGCCGUGAUGGGCUAUGAUGUUCCACUGUCAUCGAUGAACUUCCCGGAAGAAGAGCAGUGCAAGCUGGUCGCCGAGGACUGGAAGAAAAUAUCUGCAAGGUCCCAGGCCCUCAAGAAAAACGUGCGGAAAGACGCCGAGGAUGCCCAGGUGACCGUCCCUGGAAAACAGACCCCGACGAAGGGCAGACGCUUCAGCUUCUUUGGUUCCAAAGGUGCUAAGGAGGCCAAGAGCACUGGCAGCACCGCUAUGGAGAAGGCCGAGGACAAGCAGGAGCAGCCCGAGAAGACCAUGGGGGCCAUGGAUUUCAACGAGCUGGUGACCAUAAACGCCGGCAUCAUCAGCACAAACAU